Aspergillus ibericus CBS 121593 is the source of this 1510-nucleotide messenger RNA. RefSeq names its product general substrate transporter. Gene Ontology annotation, molecular function: carbohydrate:proton symporter activity. Bases 14 to 1066 code for a protein of 350 amino acids. The transcript has 2 exons. The record is from RefSeq and is a predicted model, not a curated record. Gene Ontology annotation, cellular component: membrane. NCBI's taxonomy places the organism in Eukaryota, Fungi, Ascomycota, Eurotiomycetes, Eurotiales, Aspergillaceae. Gene Ontology annotation, biological process: transmembrane transport; carbohydrate transport.
UGUGGAACAAACUAUGCCCUCGGACCACAAGCAGUGGGUCAUUCCGUUUGCCAUCCAACUGAUCCCCUCGGGCAUGCUCUUCGUCGGCUCCCUGUGGAUGAGAGAAUCCCCUCGUUGGCUCUUCCUCAAGGGUCGUCGCGAGGAAGCCAUGAAGAACCUCUGUUGGAUCCGUCAACUCGAUGAGCAUGACAUCUACAUCACCGAGGAGGUCGCCACCGUUGACCAAGCCAUCGAGGAACAGAUCGCCACUGUUGGCUUGGGCUUCUGGAAGCCAUUCAAGGCUGUCUCUCAGUCGACUAGCCUGAUGUACCGUCUCUUCCUGGGUUGCAUGCUGUUCUUCUGGCAGAAUGCGUCCGGUAUCAACGCCAUCAACUACUACAGCCCUACCAUCUUCGAAAGUCUCGGUGUUACCGGCAACACGAAGGGUAUUCUCAACGGCAUCUUCGGUGUCGUCAAGGCGGUCUUCACCGUCAUCUGGUUGCUCUUCCUGGUUGACCAGUUUGGACGCCGGAAGCUCCUCCUCUGCGGUGCCGUCUGCGGAUCAGCCUGCAUGUAUGCGAUUGGCGCUUAUAUCUAUAUCGUUGAGCCGACCAAGCACCCCCGCGACCACCUCAACGGUGGGGGUAUUGCUGCCAUCUUCUUCUUCUACCUGUGGACCGCCGUCUAUACCCCCACCUGGAACGGUACCCCUUGGGUCAUCAACUCCGAAUUCUUUGAUGCCAACAUUCGGCCGCUAUCGCAGGCGUGCACCACCGCCAGCAACUGGCUCUUCAACUUCCUUGUCUCUCGGUUCACCGAGCAGAUGUUCGCUAAAAUGGGCUAUGGCGUGUACUUCUUCUUCGCGUCGCUGUCCUUCCUUGCCUGGUUCUUCGCUUUCUUCCUCAUCCCUGAGACCAGCGGUAUCCCGCUGGAAGCGACCGACCAGCUGUUCAAGAUCAAGCCCAUCUGGCGCGCGAACGAACAGCUGAAGGCCCAGCUGAAGGAAGAGGAGGAGCGCUUCCGCCAGGAGGUCAAGGACGGGGCGUUCGAGAAGAACGACCCGCAGGAGCACGUCGAGAGCGCAUAAUUAAUUGGUUUCGUUGGUUUUGUAACGACAUAGACAUUGUACAUAGAUUUAGCGCUUGAGUAUAUAUAUCGAUCAGGCUUGACCUGCUGGCAGAAACGAAUUCGUCUUUUUGGCGCAUGUGACCUGAGUUCAGUGUAACGUAAAUGCCUAGUCUUCGCCGAUCUUGCCGCCCUGAACACCGCAGGGCUGCUUUGCUAGUACCAGUCGUCGCCCUUAAAGUUUCUAGGCCAGUUUGAUCACCCGUCGAGCACGGAGAUCUAUGACCAAAUAUGUAACCGCAUCCUGAUCAUCAGCACCCUGCCGCAGGCCACCGUUUCUGCAGCGCGUCACCAGCUGAUCUCUGUGUGACCUGUGUGACCGGUGCAACCCAGUUGGAUCCCUGCACGGCACACGCACAUGCAUAACCCGUCGCAUCAAUUGCAUCUUACAAACCUAACAGUCAUG